AUGGCGGUUUCUAGUGUAUCUUCGUUCCUGUUACCCUCAUUCGCCAUUCCAACCUCUUCGGCUUCUCCCACCCGACAGAAAGUCUCUCUGCUUUCAUUGCUUCCAUCUUCUUCUACUCAUGGCGGCCUUACUUCCUCCGUCCUUAAUAAACCCUCCAUCUCCUUCACGAAGGUCUUCGCAGCUCCCGAAACUCUAGAUUCACCUCCAGAAAUUCUCGAUGAACCCGCCUCUGAGGUUCCGAGCUCUUCCUCCAUCACUGUCGACGCGGAUAAGAUGGCGCCAAAGCAAAAGAUUAGGAUCAAGCUAAGAUCAUACUGGGUGCCACUUAUUGAGGAUUCAUGCAAGCAGAUACUCGACGCUGCGAGAAAUACUAAUGCAAAGACGAUGGGUCCUGUUCCAUUGCCAACCAAGAAGCGUAUCUACUGUGUUCUCAAGUCUCCUCACGUUCACAAGGAUGCUAGGUUUCACUUUGAGAUCCGGACACACCAGCGUAUGAUUGAUAUUCUCUACCCUACUGCUCAAACUAUCGAUUCCUUGAUGCAACUUGAUCUUCCUGCUGGUGUUGAUGUGGAGGUGAAGCUCUGA
This is a messenger RNA of Microthlaspi erraticum, 585 nucleotides long. The record is from the annotation of a GenBank genome assembly. Lineage: Eukaryota; Viridiplantae; Streptophyta; Magnoliopsida; Brassicales; Brassicaceae.